This is a messenger RNA of Macrosteles quadrilineatus (aster leafhopper), 2239 nucleotides long. Its product is annotated as calpain-A-like. Gene Ontology annotation, cellular component: cytoplasm. Gene Ontology annotation, biological process: proteolysis. Bases 74 to 2119 code for a protein of 681 amino acids. Gene Ontology annotation, molecular function: calcium-dependent cysteine-type endopeptidase activity; calcium ion binding. The record is from RefSeq and is a predicted model, not a curated record. The transcript has a single exon. NCBI's taxonomy places the organism in Eukaryota, Metazoa, Arthropoda, Insecta, Hemiptera, Cicadellidae.
AGUUCAAAAUUUUGGUUAACUUUUCAAUACAAUUUUAGAGGUAUAGAAGAAUGUAAUUUUUUUAUUACGCAGGAUGAAACGUAAACUAUCAUUAUUCAAAGAACAAGAUUACAACAAGAUACAACACGAUUGCUUGAAGAAGGGAGAGCUUUUUCAAGAUGACUUGUUCGAGCUGGACGUCCCAGGCGCUACAUGGCUUAGGCCCAAAGAUAUUGUCAAAGACCCUCAAUUCUUUGUUGGUGGAGCUUCAAGAUUUGACGUUGUGCAGGGAAAAAACGCGGGGUGUUGGUUGAUUGUGGCUAUGGCUAAUCUCACGAUGAACCCUGUCCUGUUUCAUCACGUAGUGCCAAAAGAACAGAGCUUUACGGACAAUUACGCUGGCAUCUUCAGAUUCAACAUUUGGCAAUGUGGACAAUGGGAGGAGAUCGUGGUUGAUGACAGACUUCCGACAAAAGAUGGCCCCGAGGGAUCAAAACAAUUGAUAUUUGUGCGGUCAAAACGAAAGAAUGAGUUUUGGAGUCCUCUGCUGGAAAAAGCGUAUGCAAAACUAUACGGAUCAUACAACGAGCUGACCUCUGGUUGGUUUAACGAAGCUAUGGUAGACUUUACUGGAGGAAUUGUUGAACGAGUUACAUUGAAACCGGCUUCGAACAACUUAAAGUCGAUCAUUAUCAAGUCACUUGAGAAGAGUUCUUUCAUGUGUGUUUUUAUGUCUGACGAUCCGUCGAUAAAGGAAAUGGUAACAAAGCAGGGUUUGGUAAAAGGACAUGCGUACAGUAUCAAUAAAACUCAAACUGUGUCAAUAAGUGGGGGUAAAAGUGAAUGUCUUAUCCGUCUAAGAAAUCCUUGGGGAAAACUCGAAUGGAAAGGAGCUUGGAGCGAUUCCAGUGCUGCAUGGCAGUUGAUCUCGCAAGAAGAGAAAACGAAAAUGGGCUUAGCAACUGAAAACGACGGUGAGUUUUGGAUGAGCUUAUUGGACUUUUCCCAAAACUUCGAAUACAUUGAUAUUUGCCACUUGGGUCCUGAAAUGUUCUCAAUCUCCAGCGGUAAAACAUGGGAAUCGCACUUCUUCAAAGGACAAUGGACUAAAGGGAUUUCUGCCGGUGGGUUUUCUUUGGAAAAGUUUCAUUUGAACCCACAGUACAGAAUUACUUUGAAUGAAACAGAUGAUAAUACAAAGUUGUGUACUGUAAUAAUUGGUUUGCUACAGAAACAUAAAACGAGAAAAAUUUGGCACAAGAUUGGGUUCACUGCAUUUCGUCUAGAAGAGCCUGAAAAAUCUACUAAAACACCAUUAAGUGUGGAAUACAUCGGAAACAAUUUUGAAAAUUCGUCUUCAUCCAAAUUUAGAAGACACAGAGAAAAUGUGGUUCGCGAUUCUUGGGAACCAGGUGUCUACUGCAUUGUUCCUUCUACAUUCAAAGCAGACGAAGAAGGGCAGUUCUUGUUGAGAGUGUAUUCUGAGAAAAAGUCAUCGAUGGAAGAACACGAGCUGAACGAAGAUGUGAAACAGCCUGUUCAAGUGAAGGAAAUUGCCCAAACCAAACAUGACAAUGAAGAAGAUUCUACAAUAGAAGGGCCAAAAGCAAUAAAGCUACUCCAGAAAAAUGAGCAAGAAAUAGCUGAGUAUUUCAUAAAGGUUGCAGGAAUUAAAAGAGAAAUCAACUGGGAAGGUCUGCAGUCUGUAUUAGAAUAUGCAUUGACCGGCUCAAAAAUAUCAAAUACUGAUGAUGACCACGCAGGGUUUUUUACGAGCAUUCUGUCAUACACAUAUAGUUUAUUUUCUACACCUUCAGAAAGCAAGAUCUUCACAAAGCAUGAGUGUCGCAGUAUGAUUUCACUGCUGGAUGAUGAUGUUUCAGGUAAAUUAAGCCUUAGAGAAUUUAAGGUACUUUGGAGAAAAUUACAGAAUUGGGAAUCAAUCUAUAUAAAACACUGUGGUGAUGAAAAUAAUCUUUUAGAGGGGCGUCUACUAAGAAAAGCUUUAAAGAGUACAGGGUAUGAUGUAAAAAAUAACGAUAUUAGUCGACUCGUGUUGAAGUAUUGUGACCAAAAUGGUAAUCUUGCAUUUGACGAUUUUGUUAUGUGUGCUAUUGAAGUUCUAAACAAGACAGUUUAGUAGCUAAAUGUUAACCAUACAGCUAGUUAACAAUAAUAUAAAUAUCAGUGUCGAUGUAUUUUUUUUUGUUCAGUACUUUCAUUAUCUGUUUAAAACCCCCAAUAUGAAUACAACCAUAUA